Messenger RNA from Larimichthys crocea (large yellow croaker), 3100 nucleotides. It is a transcript of the gene ube2kb, whose product is annotated as ubiquitin-conjugating enzyme E2Kb (UBC1 homolog, yeast). The transcript has 7 exons. The coding region runs from base 251 to 853 and encodes 200 amino acids. The record is from RefSeq and is a predicted model, not a curated record. Gene Ontology annotation, molecular function: protein binding. Lineage: Eukaryota; Metazoa; Chordata; Actinopteri; Sciaenidae.
UGUGUGUGUGUGUGUGUGUGUGUGUGUGUAUAUGUUCUGGACUGACUGAGCUGCAGGCGUGAACAGUGAGGUGUAAAGAAGCGGUAGAGAAAGUGAAAGGAGUGUUUGAUAAGUGUAAAAACACAAACACACACACAGGCAGGCAGGCAGGCAUUCCUCCCCGGACACAGGCACAGACACAGGCCGACAGAGAGGCGGAGGCCCCGGGUCUUUGCUUCCAGGCAGCAGCAGCGGUUGAGCGGACGCAGCCAUGGCGAACAUCGCGGUGCAGAGGAUCAAGCGGGAGUUCAAAGAAGUUCUCAAAAGCGAAGAGACAAGUAAAAACCAGAUAAAAGUAGAUUUGGUGGACGAGAACUUCACAGAGCUGAUGGGCGAGAUCGCAGGUCCUCCAGACACACCUUACGAAGGUGGCAGAUAUCAGCUUGAAAUAAAAAUCCCAGAAACUUAUCCCUUUAACCCACCAAAGGUGCGUUUCAUCACUAAGAUCUGGCACCCUAACAUCAGUUCAGUGACAGGAGCGAUAUGUCUGGACAUUUUAAAAGACCAGUGGGCAGCUGCUAUGACCCUGCGGACGGUGCUGCUGUCUCUACAGGCCCUGCUCGCCGCAGCAGAACCAGACGAUCCACAGGAUGCAGUAGUAGCAAACCAGUAUAAGCAGAACCAAGAAAUGUUCAAACAGACUGCGAGGCUGUGGUCUCACAUCUAUGCAGGCGCUCCGGUCACCAGCCCCGACUACAAACACAAAAUAGACAAACUCUGUGCCAUGGGCUUCGACACGAAUGCAGUAAUAGCGGCCUUGUCUUCAAAAUCCUGGGAUGAGGAGACGGCGACAGAGCUGCUCCUCAGCAACUGAAACCCAGCCAGGUGUGAAGAUCCCAAAACUCCCUUCAUCAUGCAUCAGCUCCUUCUCCUCCUCCUCCCUUCUCCUCCCCCAACCAACCAACCAUUGCCUUUUUUGUUUCGUUACACAGACGACACCCUCCUCCUCUCUCCCUCCCUUCAUACUCACCACACUACAGCAGUCUGAGCCUUCUUUUAUAGCAAAGUUUGUUCGGCUACAAACUCGACACCGGUAGCACCACGAGUCGCCAAUAUGCACACCACCCUGUUGCCUGUCUGACCUCCUCCCCUUCUCUCCACCUCCCUCCCCUUCUCUCCACGACAUCUCUCCUUUUUUCUGCCUGCUAACUCUCAAAGUGUGUAUCCUCGUAAUAAGCCACCAAAAAAAAAAUCGAUCAUACAUCUCGUCUUCCAUACCGGCUGUGAAACUUUUUGUUUUAAUAUUGCAAAGAAUCAAAACGCCUGCCACUGCCUGGUGGAUGUUCAAGUGUUAAAAAAAAAAGAACGUGAAGGACGUCCUGCACGCUGCUCUCACAGUUUAAUCAACAUUUAUCAGUUUAAGACCUUUUAUGUCAGAUUAUCCUCUUUUAUGGACAUUUAAAUACGAUAAAAGGUCGAGCUGGACUUAAAAACGCGUUGUGCACGAGCAGUGUGACGGACUUUUCCUGAGCAGUUUGAUGAAGAUGCUUCAAUCAUUUUGCAGAAGUUUGGAUGUACAUGUUUUUGUUUUUUUUUGGGGUCUGUAGAGUUAGAAACGAUCACGCAGACAUCCUGAAACAUCUGCCCAGAAGGAAAAACUCUGUAAAUAGACGCGUGUAAAUUUGAAAAUACAAAAACGGGGAUAUACUUUUUUUCUUACAUGGCAUUGUAAAACAAAUUAUUUUAAAUAUAAACUAUGCCUAGUUUACAAUUCUAUGGAGAGAUAUCUUUUUAAGCUUUUGUGAUGCCUCUGAUUGAUUGUGUUGUGUUUUUCGGGGGUGGCACAGCCAAAGUCCUCGCCCUGAUGGCAUCUGACGGUCAUCACCACCAUCCAAACCUCGUGUCUUUUAUCGUCCCCCGCAUGUUCGACGCUGCCUUUAUUAUUUUAUUUGGCCAAAUGAUGUGGUGACGGUGGGGGGGCAAGCGACCUAAGCACACACACACGGUCUGGCGUGGUAUCCACAGGGAACCAAAGUCUGAACACAUUCGUCGGGCGCCCCUCCGAGAAGAAACGCGCGAUUCUUGAACGUCUUUGAAUGAGUUUAUUUUUUUUUUGCGAUGCUGUGGUUUUGUUUUUAAACUCCGGAUUAGCUCGGCCUCUCAGUCCUGAUGUUGAUCAUUAAGAGGGGGUGGAGCUUUGUCGCUCAAUCACUGAUUUAAUCCAACAAUCCAACAGGUGACAGACACGCUUUACCACCAGGUAAGAGGCUGGAACUCCUCUGAAGCAGGCCUGCACAGUGUGUUCACACGUGUUGAUUGGAGGUACAGACUGUAAAGAAACACUCACACACGGCCUUUUCCCUUUUGACUACCUUACGCUUGCCCCUCCAGCCUCCUACCAACACAGUGGCAUACUGCAGUACAUUACACGGUACAGUACAUGGAGUUAUCGUGCGCCCUCUCUCUCUCUCUCUCUCUCCGCUGACACAGAGCCAAAAAAACAAAAAUGUAAAAGUUCAGUCGGGGGGGUUGGAGGUCGAACGCGCACGUCAUCUCCUUUACUUGUAAAUAGUCGGGUUCUUGAUUCAAAAGAGCCGUCUUGUCACUAGAGUGCACCAUUGAUGGCUGGAUCUAUAUUUUGUAAGAAAAAGAAAGGACAAAAAAAGGAUUCUUCCCCCCCCCGGUGUUCUCACGAUGUACAAUAUUGCACGACGAUGAAGCGUAAAAACAAAAAGAAAAGGAGCUGUUGCAUCUCUCCGUUUCAACCGAGACUUAUUUUUCCUCUUUUGUUUCCUUGGAAGUAAGCAUCAGCAGUAUAUAUAUAAAAAAAAAAAGCAUGGUUAUUUAUUGUGACAGUGUCAUGUUUCUUUGAUUAAAAAAGUAAAAAAAUUAAGUCCAGAGUUUGUCGCCUCUUUCUUUGUUUGUGUGAUGAAGACAAACGCACUGCAUGGUUUUAACAUCUAAAAGCAUUUAUUUUCUGGAAAAGAAAUUAAAUAUGAUCAUGAAGAAUACUACAUCAAAAAAAAAAAAAAAUUGUCGUCAACACAAACCCGCAAAAGAUUUCCACUCACUCAAUGCUUGAAAAGCACGCGUUACCCAACAAAAUAACAAGUACAAAAAA